AUGCCGCCACUCUACAGUCUUCUUUGCAAGUUAGUAUUGGACAUAGAUAGACAAAACAAAUACUGCUUAUACUUUAAAAACUUGGUGGAACAAGCUAAGAAACUUAGGGAGGACCACAAGAAAAGAAAUGAUCUUCUUCAUUGUUUAUUGGAUGCCCAUAAAGAAACAGAUCUUAGUGAAACUGAACAGCUUUUAGAGUAUAAAGUCAAUAGGGAACAGUGGAAAAAGAAAGGACUAACAACCGAAGAAGUAAAUGGGAACUUCAUCAUGUUUAUCUUUGCUGGAUAUGAAACCACUUCUACAGUUUUGACUUUUACUGCGUAUUGCUUAGCAACAAAUCCGGAAUAUCAAGACAAAUUGAUUCCUGAAUUAGACACUUCUAUUGGACAGCAUCAGUUUGGUUCAAAUGCAAAGGAUACACCUGAUUAUGACAACAUUCAGAAGCUGGAGUAUCUAGACUAUGUUAUAAAGGAGAGCAUUCCGAGAAACUCAUCAGGAAAUGGAAAUAUCAGGUCUGUCUCCAUAUUUGCUCUACACAGAAGUCCAAAGUACUGGGAAGAACCCGAGAAAUAUAACCUUGACAGAUUUUUGGCAAAGAACAAGUCUAACUUGACUCCAUAUAUGUUCCUUCCGUUCGGACUUGGACCAAGAAGCUGCAUAGCGAUGCGCCUAUCUUACUUGGAAGCUAAAUGUGCCUUAGUCACCAUUCUUCAAAAAUACAAGUUCUUAUCAUGUGAUAAGACUGAGAUUCCCUUGAAAAUUGAUUUCAGAGUCCUUCUGAAGCCGAAAAACAGACUCUUCCUGAAGAUGGAGGAACGCAAGCUCUCUUGA
Saccostrea echinata is the source of this 831-nucleotide messenger RNA. Its product is annotated as cytochrome P450 3A19-like. The transcript has 8 exons. Gene Ontology annotation, molecular function: oxidoreductase activity, acting on paired donors, with incorporation or reduction of molecular oxygen; steroid hydroxylase activity; heme binding. The record is from RefSeq and is a predicted model, not a curated record. NCBI's taxonomy places the organism in Eukaryota, Metazoa, Mollusca, Bivalvia, Ostreida, Ostreidae. Bases 1 to 831 code for a protein of 276 amino acids.